Molecule: messenger RNA, 204 nt
Organism: Paramecium pentaurelia
Lineage: Eukaryota; Ciliophora; Oligohymenophorea; Peniculida; Parameciidae
Source: the annotation of a GenBank genome assembly
AUGGGAAUCUGUCAUGGAGGCACAAAAUACAAUAAUGGAUAAUUGAAACAAAUUAUGGCCAAAGCUAAAAAAUCAGAAGAUAUAGCAAUUAUUUUACAAGAGACAACUGAUAUCUAUACAACAUUCAAUCCCUAUAAAAAUCCAAUUCUUAAUCGUCGUUUACGAGAAUAAUCAACACCAACAUAAUCAAAUGUACAACAAUGA